Messenger RNA from Myotis myotis, 1526 nucleotides. RefSeq names its product heat shock protein HSP 90-beta-like. The annotation marks the transcript as partial. The record is from RefSeq and is a predicted model, not a curated record. Gene Ontology annotation, biological process: protein folding; cellular response to heat; protein stabilization. Gene Ontology annotation, cellular component: protein-containing complex; plasma membrane; perinuclear region of cytoplasm. The transcript has 2 exons. Gene Ontology annotation, molecular function: disordered domain specific binding; ATP hydrolysis activity; ATP binding. NCBI's taxonomy places the organism in Eukaryota, Metazoa, Chordata, Mammalia, Chiroptera, Vespertilionidae.
ACCAAGGAGGAAUAUGGAGAGUUCUGUAAGAGUCUUACCAAUGACUGGGAAGACCACUUGGCAGUCAAGCAAUUCUCUGUAGAAGGUCAACUGGAAUUCAGGGCAUUGCUGUUCAUCCCCUGUCAGGCUCCCUUUGACCUCUUUGAGAACAAGAAGAACAUCAAACUCUAUGUCUGCCGUGUGUUCAUAAUGGACAGCUGUGAUGAGCUGAUACCAGAGUAUCUCAACUUUAUCCGAGGUGUGGUUGACUCUGAGGACAUGCCCCUGAACAUUUCCCGAGAAAUGCUCCAGCAGAGUAAAAUCUUGAAGGUCAUUCGUAAAAAUAUUGUUAAGAAGUGCCUUGAGCUCUUCCCUGAGCUGGCAGAAGAUAAGGAGAACUAUAAGAAAUUCUAUGAGGCGUUCUCUAAAAACCUAAAGCUUGGAAUCCACGAGGACUCGACUAAUCCGCUAUGCCUUUCUGAGCUUUUGUGCUAUCACACCUCCCAGUCUGGAGAUGAACUGACCUCUCUCUCAGAAUAUGUCUCUCGCAUGAAGGAGACCCAGAAAUCCAUCUAUUAUAUCACUGGUGAGAGCAAAGAGCAAGUUGCUAACUCUGCUUUUGUGGAGCGAGUGUGGAAGCGGGGCUUCGAGGUAGUAUAUAUGACAGAGCCUAUCUAUGAUUACUGUGUGCAGCAGCUCAAGGAGUUUGAUGGAAAAAGCUUGGACUCAGUUACCAAGGAGGGCCUGGAGCUACCUGAGGAUGAAGAGGAGAAAAAGAAAAUGGAAGAGAGCAAGGCCAAAUUUGAGAACCUCUACAAACUCAUGAAAGAAAUCUUGGAUAAGAAGGUUGAGAAGGCGACAAUCUCCAAUAGGCUUGUGUCUUCACCCUGCUGCAUUGUGACCAGCACCUACGGCUAGACAGCUAACAUGGAAUGUAUCAUGUAAGCCCAGGCACUUAGGGAUAACUCUACAAUGGGCUCAAUGAUGGCCAAAAAGCACCUGGAGAUCAACCCUGACCACCCCAUUGUGGAGAUUCUGCGCCAGAAGGCAGAGGCAGACAAGAAUGAUAAAGCUGUCAAGGACCUUGUGGUGUUGCUGUUUGAAACUGCACUGCUCUCUUCUGCCUUUUCACUUGAGGAUCCCCAGACCCACUCCAACUGCAUCUACCGCAUGAUCAAGCUAGGCCUAGGCAUUGAUGAAGAUGAAGUGACAACAGAAGAACCCAAUGCUGCUGUUCCUGAUGAGAUCCAACCCCUUGAGGGUGAUGAGGAUGCCUCUCGCAUGGAAGAAGUAGACUAGGAGUUUCUACCUGCAGACCUUGUGUCCUUUGUGUAGUCUUCAUGGCUCCCUCAGCAGCCCUGCGUGGCCCUAACCCACCUGGUUUCCUCUGAUGUUUAGUGGCUUUUCCCCUCUCCUGUCUUUUCCUAAGGCAGGUUACAGUGGCCUCAAGCCCUCUCUUCUCAUAUUUGACAUAAUUUUGGAUUUUUUAUGUAUUGUGUUUUUUUUUUUUUAUUUUGUUCUGAAAUUAAAGUAUGCAAAAUAAAGAA